CUUGAACCGCGACCGCGACCGUCGUUCUGAGGAUCGCUGUGACUUGGUCGUGUGCGCCAUGCAAUAGCCUAAUGCUGCCUAGACUGAACACGUCUACCUUAUUGCACCUCACUAGAGCGCACGGGUGGCCUGAGUAUACACACUUCGUCCGUCCGUCAUCCCGACUUGUACACGCCUUGCUUUCUCCAGUCACCACCAUUCCUCACGCACCGUGGCAUGUCAACUUCUCCCGCUCACAGCAGCAUUUCUAGCUCAGCGGGCUCCGUUAGUGGCUUUCCAGAGGAGGACUUGAGGGAAGGCGGUCGCGACAAUCCUGGCUAUUUUGCUGCGAGAUUAGGGCAGCGAUUAGAACGAGGUCGCUAUUGCAUCGUACGCAAGCUCGGCUGGGGCCAAUACUCCAGUGUCUGGCUUGCAAGGGAUCGCGGCCAAGAUAGCUUUGUCGCGCUCAAGAUAUUGACCUGCGAAGCUACCAAAGCCUUGUCGGCCGGUCCUGACCAAAGGUCAGACGAACAGCGCAUGCUAGAGAAGAUCGCAAACGCCGACCACGCUCACCGAGGCUAUCGCCAUAACCUCGCCUACUUGAAUGCCUUCGACAUCAGGGGUACACAUGGACUUCACCGUUGUCUCGUUACAGAGGCCCUCGGAUAUGGCGUCGACUAUAUCCGCAAGCUGCGUGACGAUAACGAUCGUCGCGUUGCGCCCAGCAUAGUCAAGCGAGUGGUACGGCAAGUCUUGCUCGGCUUGGAGUAUCUGCAUGAUGUGUGCGGUAUAGUCCAUACAGAUCUCAAGAACGACAACAUCCUCUUCCGCCCGCGGGAUCUAUGCACCAUCGUCGCGCACGAACUCGCCGAGAACCCGUCAGUCACGUACGACUGUGGAACCGAGGGCAACGCCUCAGUCGUUCCAGUCGUCUCGCAAGUGUUGCCCUUGUCCGUCGAUGCCUCCAUUCAUGAACGGGACCUCGACGUCGUACUCGCCGACGUUGGCCACUCGCACUGGAUCGAGCACCAUUUUCAGGAGCUCAUCCAGCCCGACGCCCUCCGGGCACCCGAAGUUAUUCUCGGCCAUCCCUGGAGCACUCCUGCGGAUAUAUGGAGCGUGGGCUGCCUCGUCACCGAAUGGCUUGUCGGAUUCUGGCUCUUCGAACCCAAUCGCGAAAGAUUGUGGAGCUACGAGGAGGACCAUCUAGCUCGGAUGACUGAAGCUCUUGAUGCCCAGUUUGAAGCGUCUACACUGGAGAAUUGUAAGCAUCGAGACAAAUACUUCAAGCAGGAUGGAACAUUCGCGCAUUUUACGGAUCACGAGGAGCCUACGUGGCCUUUGCGCAAGCUGCUGGAGUCGUUUUCGGAGCUCGGUGACGAAGUCGAUGCGGCUGAAGCCUUCCUGAAGCGGUGUCUGCAACUUGCACCAGAGCGGAGGGCCACGGCGAAAGAGCUCGUUGACGACCCAUGGCUGGCUGCGCCUGCUGUCAGCAAGUAACAGCAUGAUUGUCCGAUUCUGCGAUCAGCGGGGCAUGAGACGGGCCAACGGUAGAUUCCGUCCUUCAUUGGUUCACAGCAUCGCUUUUCCACAUGAAGGCAACAACGAUAUCCCCCGCAUAUACGUACGUGCGCCUGGUUUCCACGUCCGAUUCAGGCAUACGGUGUCGUCUGUUGAUCUGUGUGGUAGCUCGUAUGAACACUCGCUUCGAUCAUCACUUGAUCGAACGAUCUCCAUGAACGUUAUGUUAUGAUCACCACAUGCAUGGACCGCUGGCUAUGGACCCACAGCAGCACGCGAAGACAUCGUGGCGAAAGCGUUCCUGAUACUAAUCUUGCCAAAAAGAGAUUCGCUGC
This is a messenger RNA of Fomitopsis serialis, 1835 nucleotides long. RefSeq names its product kinase-like domain-containing protein. The coding region runs from base 217 to 1479 and encodes 420 amino acids. NCBI's taxonomy places the organism in Eukaryota, Fungi, Basidiomycota, Agaricomycetes, Polyporales, Fomitopsidaceae. The transcript has 6 exons. Gene Ontology annotation, biological process: regulation of mRNA processing; spliceosomal complex assembly; protein phosphorylation. The record is from RefSeq and is a predicted model, not a curated record. Gene Ontology annotation, molecular function: protein kinase activity; ATP binding.